AUGCCUGGUCAAAGUCUCAAUCUCCUUAGUCUCGAUGGCGGCGGCGUCCGGGGGCUCUCGACUUUGUAUAUUCUCAAACGCAUCAUGGCUGCGAUUGACCUACACAAUCCGCCCAAGCCUUGCGAUUAUUUCGACAUGAUCGGAGGGACAAGUACUGGCGGACUCAUCGCCAUUAUGCUCGGCCGCCUCAGCAUGAGUGUCGACGAAUGCAUUAGAGCUUACAUGGAGCUCUCCAAAGAAGUGUUUCAUCCAAAAAGGCAGAUACCUUUUGGCAUUAGAGGGAAUAUCAAGGAGCGAUACGACAGUAAAGCGCUCGAGCUAGCUGUAAAAAAAGUACUACGAGAUCGCAACAUGGAUGAGGAGGCUCUUCUCCAGGAUCUGACCGGAACCAAGGUUUUCGUCUGCUGUACCAGUGGAGAGACUUCAGAGACUUCCCUGCUUCGAAGCUGGAACACCAUAAGAGGAGAUGAAGACUUGUACCAGACUGUUCGUAUCUGGGAAGCUGCUCGCGCCACCUCAGCGGCUUCCACCUAUUUUGACCCUAUCAGCAUUGGCGUCCCCAAGCAGCGUUACCUCGAUGGAGGUACAGGCGCCAACAACCCUGUCCAUGAUCUCUGGGGUGAAGCAACUGAUCUUCUGUCACAUGGGCAGCGCUUGUCAGAUAACCUAGGAUGUUUGAUCUCCAUCGGUACCGGUCAACCUGGAUUCAAGCCUGUUGUAGAAUCGGUUUUGGGCACCGCAAACAUGCUGCUAAACAUUGCGAGUGAGACCGAAGCCACUGCCAACCGCUUUCAUCGAGACAAUUCCGACCUAUUUGAUAGAAAUAUCUGCUUUCGGUUCAACGUUCCCCGCGGAUUAGGCGACAUAGAUCUAGCAGAGACAGAACAGCUCGGUGCUAUCAAGUCCAUGACACUCAGUCAUUUGCAGACAGAAGCUGUGCAAAGCGAGAUCCGAAGGUGUGUGGAACGAUUGGGCGAACGUCAACGUACGUCAGACUUCAUGUAA
Messenger RNA from Aureobasidium subglaciale EXF-2481, 1005 nucleotides. RefSeq lists its product as uncharacterized. Gene Ontology annotation, biological process: arachidonate metabolic process. Gene Ontology annotation, cellular component: membrane. The transcript is spliced from 3 exons. Bases 1 to 1005 code for a protein of 334 amino acids. The record is from RefSeq and is a predicted model, not a curated record. NCBI's taxonomy places the organism in Eukaryota, Fungi, Ascomycota, Dothideomycetes, Dothideales, Saccotheciaceae.